AUGGAUGUUCAGAAGAGCAACACAGACCAUGUGGUAGUCACCAUAGACCAAUCAAACCCCAAACUCAAACAAUCACCCCAAGCAGAUCCUAAUACUGCAAUCUCACAAUCAAGAACGAAAACUUUUAGACGCCUAAACUUCUCCAAGCCCCGCUCACGGUUCGAGGAGAUUAAGCAACCUUUGCCAACAAGAACGAUUCUCGAAUCUGAAGAACUCCAACCCUUCAACCCUUAUGAAAACAACUACUCAUCUACAGACGACGAUGACGAUGAAGACUGGUAUGAAAAUGAAGAAGAUGAUGAAGAAGAAGAUGGAAAACACGGAAAGCACCGAAAGAAAAGGAAGAGAAAGAUAAACAAGCGAGCUGUUAUUGAAUGGACUUUGUUUCUCAUAAUCAUGACUUGCUUGGUAUGCUCCCUAACCCUAGAUUUUCUCAUAAACAAAUUGAAGUGGGGUUUGGAGAUAUGGAAAUGGUGUCUAAUGGUCAUGGUUAUGUUUUGUGGGCGCCUAGUCUCUGGUUGGGUUGUUGGGUUUCUUGUAUUCCUCAUAGAGAGAAACUUCAUGCUUAGAGAAAAGGUACUAUACUUUGUGUUUGGUUUGAGGAGGAGUUUCCAAAACUGUGCUUGGUUAGGCCUAGUUUUAGCUGCUUGGAUGAUCAUGUUCCCCGAUGUUCACAAGCACAGCAAGGUCCUCAAGAAAGUGUUUCGUGCUCUAAUAGCUGUGCUAAUUGGUGCCACAAUAUGGUUGCUAAAGAUCUUGUUUGUUAAAGUCUUAGCCUCCUCAUUUCAUGUAUCUACAUUCUUUGACCGCAUGAAAGAGAGCGUUUUCCACCACUACAUUUUGGAAGCCCUCUCCGGGCCACCUCUAGACGAGGACGAGAGGGAGGAGCUUCCACGACGCCCUUUCCAGGCUUCGAAGUCCUUGCCUGCGAGGUUGAGGGACAAGUCUCAGGCCGUGUCGAGGUCUAAUAGGCAAGGUUACGAGUCGAGGAGGAUUGACAUGAAGAAGCUUAGAAGGUUGAGCAUGACGAGGAGGGCAACGGCAUGGAGCGUGAAGAAGCUUGUGAACUAUGUGAGGUCUUCGGGGCUGUCGACGAUUUCAAGAACCAUAGAUGAUUUUGGAAACGCAGAGUCGGAGAUCACAAGUGAAUGGGAGGCCAGGAACAGUGCUCAAAGGAUAUUCAAGAAUGUUGCUAAGCCUGGUGCCAAAUAUAUAGAAGAGGAAGAUUUACUACGGUUCUUGAGGAGGGAUGCAAUUCACACCACAUUUCCUCUCUUUGAAGGAGCAAUUGAAACUGGAAGAAUUACAAAAUCUUCCUUCAGAAACUGGGUGGUGCAUGCCUAUAUUGAGCGCAAAGCAUUGGCUCACUCCUUGAAUGAUACCAAGACUGCAGUGCAUCAACUCCACAAGUUGGCAAGUGGAAUCGUGACUGUGAUCAUAAGUGUGGUGAGCCUUUUGGUGAUGGGUUUGGCCACAACCAAGGUGAUCUUUGUGGUGACCUCUCAACUGCUGCUUGUAGGCUUCAUGUUCCAAAACAUGUGCAAAACUGUGUUCGAGUCCAUCAUUUUUGUGUUCGUGAUGCACCCAUUUGAUGUCGGUGAUCGUUGUGUGGUCGAGGGUGUGCAGAUGAUUGUAGAAGAGAUGAACAUUUUAUCAACAGUUUUCUUACGAUACGAUAAUGAGAAAAUAUACUACCCUAAUUCUGUGCUACUUACAAAGCCUAUCAGUAAUUUCAGAAGAAGUCCAGACAUGGCUGACACUGUUGAUUUCACCAUUGAUGUUUCUACUCCAGUUGAUGAUGUUUCUGCACUCAAGAAGUCUAUACAAUCAUACAUUGAGAGUAAGCCAAAGUAUUGGAGCCCAAAACACUCGGUGAUAGUGAAGGAGAUUGAGAAUGUGGACAAGAUGAAAAUGACGCUAUGUGUUCAACACACCAUGAACCAUCAAAACUAUGGAGAGAAGAGUGCUCGAAGAUCAGAACUUGUGUUUGAAUUGAAGAAGAUUUUCCAAAACCUUGGCAUCGAAUAUCAUCUUCUUCCUCAAGAGGUAAAUCUCACACAAUUGAACGCAAGCAAUGGGAGGCUGACGAUACCCUCUUAG
Molecule: messenger RNA, 2100 nt
Organism: Prunus armeniaca (apricot)
Lineage: Eukaryota; Viridiplantae; Streptophyta; Magnoliopsida; Rosales; Rosaceae
Source: the annotation of a GenBank genome assembly